This is a messenger RNA of Glarea lozoyensis ATCC 20868, 1578 nucleotides long. Its product is annotated as MFS general substrate transporter. The transcript is spliced from 3 exons. Gene Ontology annotation, cellular component: plasma membrane. Bases 1 to 1578 code for a protein of 525 amino acids. Gene Ontology annotation, molecular function: secondary active monocarboxylate transmembrane transporter activity. Gene Ontology annotation, biological process: plasma membrane lactate transport. NCBI's taxonomy places the organism in Eukaryota, Fungi, Ascomycota, Leotiomycetes, Helotiales, Helotiaceae. The record is from RefSeq and is a predicted model, not a curated record.
AUGGCUGACCAUUUUUCGCACGACCACAAGGUCGACUCCUCGCCGACUCGUAGUCCCGAAUCGCAUACGCCUGAGGAGAUGUCAAUCGGCGAAUAUGCUCGAACUCGUCUGUCGACCUUGAAGCCACCGAUGCACAAGGCGCCGAACCCAAUUACACUUCUUCGAAUGCUAAAUACGAAACAAUGGCUAUUCUUCCUCUGUGGUUUCGUGGCAUGGACCUGGGACGCAUUCGAUUUCUUCACUGUCAGCUUGACGGUUGAGGAUCUUGCCGAAGAAUUCGACAAAACAACCACCGACAUUACCUGGGGCAUUACUCUGGUGCUGAUGUUGAGAUCAGUCGGCUCUAUCGCUUUUGGAUUGGCUGCAGAUCGAUAUGGAAGAAAAUGGCCGUUUGUCAUUAACAACCUUCUCUUCAUCGUUCUCGAGCUAGGAACCGGUUUUUGUCAGACUUACAAUCAAUUCUUGGCCUGUAGAGCUCUUUUUGGAAUUGCAAUGGGAGGUCUGUAUGGUAAUGCUGCCGCAACCGCAUUGGAAGAUUGCCCUGAAGAGGCGCGUGGGUUGAUAUCGGGAAUGCUGCAGCAAGGCUAUGCUUUCGGGUACCUGCUUGCAACGGCGUUUGCAAGAGGACUUGUAAAUACCACGUCGCACGGUUGGCGUCCACUAUUCUGGUUUGGUGCUGGUCCACCUGUUUUGAUCAUCAUUUUCCGAUUAUGUCUCCCAGAAACGGCAGCAUACCAGGAACGUGAGGCCAUCAGACAAGAACGGGGGAAUAUUGGAUCUACCUUUAUUGCAGAGGGGAAGGUUGCACUAAAGCGGCAUUGGCUGUUGCUGAUCUACCUCGUCUUGUUGAUGGCUGGAUUCAAUUUCAUGUCCCACGGUUCGCAAGAUCUUUAUCCUACAAUGUUGAAAAAUCAGUACAACUUCAGCCCUAAUGCCGUUACCGUCACACAAGUGGUCGCCAACUUGGGAGCAAUUUCGGGUGGAACAGUGAUCGGUUAUUGUUCUCAGAUAUUCGGAAGACGAUUUUCCAUCAUCUUCAUUUGCGUUAUUGGAGGAGCGCUGCUCUACCCCUACACCUUCACAUCUAGCAAAGCCGUCAUCGCUGCAGCAUUUUUCGAGCAAUUCUGCGUUCAAGGUGCUUGGGGCGUCAUUCCAAUUCACUUGAUGGAAUUAUCACCUGGAUCUUUCCGCACUUUCGUCGUUGGUACAUCUUAUCAACUCGGGAAUCUUGCAUCCUCCGCAUCUUCAACCAUCGAAUCCACCAUCGGUUCUCAAUUCCCUCUCCCACCAAAAGGCCACACCAAGAGAUACAAAUACGGCCUUGUCAUGUGUAUCUUCAUGGGUUGCGUGUAUGCAUACGUUAUCGUGCUUACUUUCAUCGGACCGGAAUAUCUCAGACGCAGCUUCGAUGUUGCUCAUGACUCUGACGUCUCUGAAGCGGUUGGACAUAAUACGAUUGAAUCUUCGAUGAAGAAGAUCCAUGAACGGGAGGCGAUGGGUAUGGGGAUGAGUGAUGCGGAUCGUGCGGAUAUUGAGGAGGUUGAGAAGGGUACUGCGCAUGGUACUGAGCGAGUUUAG